Molecule: messenger RNA, 1334 nt
Organism: Gamsiella multidivaricata
Lineage: Eukaryota; Fungi; Mortierellomycota; Mortierellomycetes; Mortierellales; Mortierellaceae
Product: anion-transporting ATPase-like domain-containing protein
Exons: 6
Coding region: 78-1136 (352 amino acids)
Biological process (GO): post-translational protein targeting to endoplasmic reticulum membrane
Cellular component (GO): GET complex
Molecular function (GO): ATP binding; ATP hydrolysis activity
Source: RefSeq, a predicted model, not a curated record
AUCACUUGGGCAAGCAUUCAGGGGUAUCAUCGACUUAACACUCUCUCCGUUCCAUCAAUCCCCAACACAUCACAGCCAUGUCCGAUAUCGAAGACCUCGAACCCCUCGAGCCCACGCUUCAGAAUGUCAUCGAUCAGACAUCCCUGCAGUGGAUUUUUGUCGGAGGCAAAGGAGGAGUCGGAAAAACUACCACGUCCUGUUCGCUCGCUAUCCAGUUGGCCAAGGCUCGUCCCAGCGUCCUUUUGAUCUCCACAGAUCCCGCCCACAACCUGUCCGAUGCGUUUGGACAGAAGUUCAGCAAGGAUGCCACCCUUGUCAGUGGAUUCACCAACCUCUAUGCCAUGGAAAUCGACCCCACAUCCUCUAUCCAGGAGAUGAUCGAUAACGCCGAUGAUCAAGGAAGCGGCGUUUCUUCUAUGAUGCAGGAUCUUGCGUUUGCUAUUCCUGGUGUCGAUGAGGCCAUGGGAUUUGCCGAAGUUAUGAAGCAGGUCAAGGCGAUGGAAUAUUCUGUUAUUAUUUUCGACACCGCUCCAACAGGACAUACCCUGCGCUUCCUCUCCUUCCCCAGCGUUUUGGAGAAGGCCCUGGCAAAGGUUUCGCAGCUAAGCGGACGUUUCGGACCCAUGAUGCAGCAGAUGUCAGGAAUGAUGGGCAUGCAGGGCAACCCCGAGGAUAUGUUUAGCAAGCUGGAGGGUAUGCGCGAAGUCAUUACUGAGGUCAACAACCAGUUUAAGGAUGCGGAUAAGACCACGUUUGUAUGCGUGUGCAUCUCUGAAUUCUUGUCGCUUUACGAGACCGAGCGCAUGAUUCAGGAGUUGACGUCGUAUAAAAUCGACACCCACAACAUUGUUGUCAACCAGCUGCUGUUCCCAAAGAAGGAUUCAAACUGUGAGCAGUGCCGGGUUCGAUAUGCAAUGCAGAAGAAGUACCUGAACCAGAUCUAUGAUCUCUACGAGGACUUCCACGUCACCAGGUUACCUUUGUUGACAAACGAGAUCCGUGGUGUCGAUAAGUUGAUUCCGUUCUCGGAGAUGUUGGUCAACAGCUCCUAUGUCGAUGAGAAGAAUGCCGAGGGCAUUGAUGAUGCCAAGGUUGACGAGAAGAAGGCCAUGGAGGAUGUCAAGACUGAUGCUUAGACAUGGAUAGUUACUCCCACUUUGCAGACCUCCUCAUAAAGGGCUGUGAACAUGCUUCAGAAACACCAAUAAAACAAACUAUCCACCAAAUGAUGUCGAAACCGUAGAGGGUUCGGUUCUGAAGAUAAUUACAGCAGGAUUGGGUCACAAAAUGCAACGUUAUUUUUUCUCCCCACACCUUUUCGGACUCAACCAAAC